AUGGAAUACAAGCUGGAAAUGGUGAGUCAAUCUUUCGAAAAGUAUCGAAACCUACGCUUUCCGCUGAAGGUGUGGAUACUGGUGAACGCGACGGGGGAAAAUCGGUUUCUUCGCUGGAAUGGAAACAAAACCGUUGUCUUGCUGGAGCGAGAUGCCCUGGAGCAAUAUUUGCAGACGUCGGAAUCCAUUUUCCGGUGCUCAAAGCUUUCAACUUUCUUUUGGUUGAUGGAUUUGUACGGAUUCGAAUUGGUAGUGGAUGACGAUUCCGAUGGUGAAAAAAAUGACAAACAUAUUCUGAAGUACAAGCAGGAUUCAUUCACCGGAGAAAAUCGUGCCUACUUCGAGCAGCUGCUCCGCAGCCGCCGCUUGCGCGAGGUAUUCAACAUGCAAAACGGGAACUGUUCGAAGCCGCAAGGAAAAAUUCUGAAAACAUCUAAACAGUAUGACUCGGGAGAACAUGGCCCCGAGCCCAGCACUGCGAGAUCACGGCUUUCAUCCAGCAGCUUCGCCCAGGAGAAGUUCAAUCUGCUGAUGGAGACUAAAUCGUUGGAGUUAUCAAUCCGCGAAGCUUACGGAAACCUUAGCAGAGUCAACGACGAUGACAUGGUUCCGAUUAUUGAAGUUCCGGAAAUGUAUUGUAAUGAACCGGAAACCAAGCCACCGGAAUAUACAAAACAACGCCUUAUCGCUGGGAAUUACGGACGCGCUGAUCUGGAUGAUUUGAAGCGCUUCUUCGGUAACUAUUUACCGGUCUACGAUGAUUCGCCAGAGGCCCAGAUUGCGAAUGUACCGGAGAAAAAACCUGCAGUGGAUAAACCAUCGACGUUGACGGCACCACUACCGGAAGACGAACCGCCAGAAGUUCGCCCGGAAACACCACGGCUGAAACCGGUCGUCAACACGUUGGACACUUUCGACUAUCAGGAUGAAAACAUGCCGGAUGGCCAGGAUGGCGGCUAUCAUUCGGUGACCGCUGGUGUGCUCUCACCGCUGACGCUGACGCCAUUCGAGGAUUUGGGCUUUCCCAAGGAUGAAGCCGCCGAAGAGCCAACAACGAUCGUCGCCAACGAGGACGCUGGAAAACGCUGUGGCUUGGAUCCCCUCGCGGAGGACGAAUCCCAGGCGCAGCUGUGUGCCGAUAUUCGCGAGACGUUUGAUUUGUUGAACCAAUUUUAG
Messenger RNA from Sabethes cyaneus, 1176 nucleotides. RefSeq lists its product as uncharacterized. The record is from RefSeq and is a predicted model, not a curated record. The coding region runs from base 1 to 1176 and encodes 391 amino acids. Gene Ontology annotation, molecular function: DNA-binding transcription factor activity; sequence-specific DNA binding. Lineage: Eukaryota; Metazoa; Arthropoda; Insecta; Diptera; Culicidae. The transcript is spliced from 2 exons. Gene Ontology annotation, biological process: regulation of DNA-templated transcription.